Messenger RNA from Penicillium alfredii, 1797 nucleotides. Its product is annotated as LIM domain-binding protein. Gene Ontology annotation, biological process: positive regulation of transcription by RNA polymerase II; negative regulation of transcription by RNA polymerase II. The record is from RefSeq and is a predicted model, not a curated record. Lineage: Eukaryota; Fungi; Ascomycota; Eurotiomycetes; Eurotiales; Aspergillaceae. Bases 1 to 1797 code for a protein of 598 amino acids. Gene Ontology annotation, cellular component: nucleus; transcription regulator complex. The transcript has 3 exons.
AUGCGACAGCGGAUGUUCCAGCAGCACCAGCACCAGCAACACAACCCGCAACAUGGGGGUCUUCCGGUAUCUCUACCCAAUGGUGCCCAGGGAUUGAAUGCUGCCCAGUUGGCUGCAAUGCAAGCCAACCCUGGGAUGCGACCUGUUAAUCUACAAAUGCACCUUCAACAACAAGUGCCCCAUGGCCAGCCGCAAAAUAUGCAACAGCAGCAGCUUUUUGCUCUUCAGCAAGCGCAGGUGCAAGCGCAAGCUCAGGCAAAUAGCGCAGGUCAACCGGGUCAACAUACGCCCCAGCGUUCAUCGGCACAGCCCCCGAGUCUGCACGAGACCCAGGGUGGUACUCCCCAGUCGCAGCAUGGUCCGCCCCCGGGAAGCGGUACACCCCAGCCGAACCCACCUUCUCAACCACCAUCGACCCAACCCCCACCAUCGCAGGUCGGACCGCCGCAGGCUCAGGCCACUCCCAACCCCCAGCCGCAGCAGCUGCCGCAGUCUCAGCAGCCAGGACAACCCGGUCCGCAACCCCAGCCGCCACAGGGUGCGCAGGGCGCGCAGGGUCAGCAGUCGGGCCCACCCAAUCAGCAGCCAAUGACUGCCCAAGAGGUUCAGAUGAAAGCGCAGCAGCAGCAGCAGAAUGCCAAUGCUCUCAUGUUACAGCAGAGAAUGAACCGACAAGGCGCGUCGAUUUUAUGCCUCAAUUCCUACGCGGAGCACUUGAGUGGAUUCUCGAGUCGAGGCGAGGCCCAGGAUUUAUUCUACUGGCAGUCUUUUGUCGAUCGGUUUUAUUCCCCAGGGGGUGUGUUACGACAGGGAGUGUGGAACCCUCAAGUUGGAUCCAAGCAGUUUGAAAUUGCGACACCCGCGCUGGCCCGAUACUAUCUCACCCAAUAUACGAGUGGGAUCCGCCAAAUUCAGAUGGUCGUGGAAGGCGCUCGCGAGCGGGAUUCAGCCAAUGGGGGCCGCAUCGUGGAGAGCCAGCGGACUUCAUUCAUUUAUUGGUUUACGAAUGAUUGUCAGCUCUUCACUAGCGGCACGCUGCGCGCGCAUUUUGACGUCAACAGCAAGAUCGAGAUGCUAGAUAUCAACGUCACCAGUCACAAUGAGUUUGUUCCUCGGAGUCUGGUGCAUUCUUUGGAGGCUAUGGAGCAAAAGCAAAGUCCCAAAGUCCCCAAGAAUGCCGCCAAACGUGCUCAGCAGAAGCAAGCUCAGUCAGUGUCACUUCCAGAAUCCAUGGUCACACCCAACGGGGUUCCGACGCCAGUCAUGGGCUUCUUGGAGGUGGCCGAGACUAUUUCCCAGAUGCAGAUGCUGUUCCAGUUCUCGCAGUCGAACCCGAACAUGUCACCCCCCGAGGCUUUGCGCAACCUUGUCACCACUCUCCAGACUCAAAACCCCAACCCUGGGUUUAUGCCGAGUCCCAUGAAUCCCGGCAUGCAGCCUGGCCCCAACAUGCGGGCUCCUAGUAUCAAUGGCCCAUCGCAGUUUGCGUCCCCCGCUAUGGCCCAUCUAGGUCUACCCGGGGCGCAAGGCUCCCCUCAUCUGACUGGGUCAGCGCACGGUAGCCCAGCUCAGAGUCAGCUCGCUGGUCCACCGGGAAUCCAAGGAGGUAUGCAUCCCUCCCCGGCCGGCGUGAGCAAUAGCCCAAACGUGGGCGGUAACAAACGUCGUCGAGCGAGCACGGUCAAGAUGGAGUCCGAUGAAACUGGUGCCGAGAUGAAUGGCGCCGCCCAGCAAGGUUCUGGCAAAGUCAAGGCUAGCCCUCGUGUCCCCAAACGACAGAAAGGGGCCGCUGCCUAG